Daphnia pulex (common water flea) is the source of this 4851-nucleotide messenger RNA. Its product is annotated as probable Na(+)/H(+) antiporter nhx-9. Gene Ontology annotation, biological process: sodium ion transport; regulation of pH; proton transmembrane transport. Gene Ontology annotation, cellular component: membrane. The transcript is spliced from 19 exons. Gene Ontology annotation, molecular function: sodium:proton antiporter activity. Lineage: Eukaryota; Metazoa; Arthropoda; Branchiopoda; Diplostraca; Daphniidae. The record is from RefSeq and is a predicted model, not a curated record. Bases 2343 to 4730 code for a protein of 795 amino acids.
UGAUCAAAAAAUAUUUGCAUCAUUUUCAACAACGCACGGGUGAUCUUAGUCUGUGAGACUGGACACGAGAAGGAAUGGAUGUUCAUUAUUUUUUAUUAUUUGCUGUUGAACAUUAUUUGCAAUUAACUUUUUUCUUUUUUGAGAGGAAAUUUAGUUCGUUUUUUUCUAAUUUUACCGAAUCACGCGAGUUAUAAAUGAAAUCUGGCAAAAGUGCAUCUCGCCCUCAAUGCAAUUAUUCCGUUCGCGCCUUUAUGGCACGCUUCACUCUCACUGUCACUCUGUUAGAGAUCAGGGGCGGAGAGAAACAUUUAGAAAAACCUCUAGUGUGAUCGUUGAUGUUCGUUUUGUAUGUGUCUUGGUUUUCACUGAAGUCCUUCACUGUGUUCUCUAACCGUUAUCUUCAACAUGCCUCAGCCGAAAUGGUACCACAAAUCUCUGUCAGAAUUGUGUAUGGACAGUAUCGUCGAUAACAUGGAGAAAUGGACGGCAUCGCGUAGUUCAGUGCACGUUUCCAGCCUCUUUUACCUUCUGCCUUCACAUUGUCUGGAGUACAUGACUCUUGAAUGGGUCAAAAGAAACCACUGGGGUAAAAAAAAAGAGAUGUUUGAAUUGCUCCUGAACCCACAUUUGAAAAUUCUGGAUUUUUCACAAAGUAAUAUGCAUAUCACUGACAGUCUUCACAUCGUGCGUUUAGCAUCAGUCAGAUGUUCGCAACUCACUACACUGAAGAUAAGUUUUUUCACAUCAAAUCUACUAGAAAAUACUUUUGCCCCCAUUUUGCAGCUUUUCGAACACCUGCAGAUCCUUGAUUUAUCUGGCACAUUUUAUGCUGGUGCUAGUUGCAUGAGGAAUCUUGGAUUUACUGAUAAACCAAAACUAAGGGAGUUGCUAGUUGAUUGCUGCCCUGGUGUGACCGAUUCCGUAGUUAAAGUGUUUUGCAAAGGUCAAAGUUCCCUUCACAAAUUAUCAGUUAGGAGAACGGACGUGACUCAUAUCGGAAUUCGAUUUGCUAUCGAACAUUUACCAGAGUUGAAAGAAUUAAAUUGCAACAAUGAGUCUGAUAUCCUCAAAGUUUUUCAUGAAAUUCGUAAUGACACCAGAGAAUCAAAAAAAUAUUCCUUGACCAAGUUGUCUAUGUCAAUGCCAUACGAAGUCCCCUAUAAAAAAGGCACCGUUUCCUUGAUGGUUGACAUGUGCCCGUCGCUCGUCGAUCUUUUCAUAAAUGUAUGCGAUGACAGAUUUACUAAUGAGGAGUUAUUAGGUUUUCGAGAACUUAAACUAUUAAAAAAUCUUGAAAUUUCCUUCCCGUCAAUCGGUGUUCGUGGCGGAGUAAUUCCUCUUCUACAAGCUCGUGGCCCUACACUAGAAGAGUUAUAUUUAAGGAUGGAAUUAACGAGUAUAGAAGUCUCUCUUAUCAUCGAGUGCUGCCCGAAUGUUCGCCGUUUGCGACUUGUUAUAAAAAGUACCGAUGGGGAAAAUACUCCUGAACAUGUGGUAGAUGAUUGCGUCCACUCUUCUCUUUGUUCUCCAAAGGCAGUAUUUCCGUUAAGGAUGCUGGAAGAAAUCUCUCUGUAUUCUUAUUUUUCUCGAUUUACUAUUUCUCGCAAAUUGUUGCUAUUGCUUUUGUCUUCCCCUGCUCUUACAGUGGUUUCCAUAGAAAAUUGUUUUACGCUUGAUGACCAGAUGAUUGAGGAAGUUUGCACUAAAAACAGUUUCAAGUAUUUGACCAAGUUAAAGUUUCACGGUUGUUCUAAUGUGAGCCAGAAAGGCAUCGAUUUCUUCCUGAACGAAUCGAAUCCAUUGUCCGAAAUUUUGUUGAAUACUGUCGAAAUGAUGUGAACAUGGAGCCGAGCAUUAAGAUAUGGUAACCAUGACUAAAGAGAAGCAUUGGAAUUUAAAAAAUAAGUGUUAGAAUCUUGUGUGAUUGAUAGAUGCGAUCUAGGGUCGAAUUCUCUGAAUGUUCAGCAGGAGUAGUUGGUGACUUGGUGGAUCGGUUGUUGGCAGAUCGGUCGUCAUUGUAUUAUUUCCGUCGAUCAAUUUGUCAAAGUACAGUUCCCUACCCAUAGAUGGCUAUGGCUUAAUGUGCAGAACAACAAAACAAAACAUUGAUGACACUGUCUGUUACUGAUCGACAUGUUCGUUAUGUUAUUUUUUUUUUGUUUAAUCCUCGCUAGUUUAAAUUCACAAUUUUGUGCAUGUAACUAGUCAAUGUCGAUGGAGAAUUCGCUAAAAUGAUUCCAGCUUGUAAAUCCUUCGGCGUUUUGCAGAUUUCCUAAGACAACAACACAAGCGCUUUAAUCUUGUGAAUUUCACUAGAACAAACUUUCUGCAUUCAAUUUACAAUGAGGAAAUUAAAAGCCUCUUGUUAUAUUUUAUUCUCAAUGUUUUUCAUAUUUCAUUAUUGCCAAACAUCACAGCAGACUGUAGGUAAUGCUUUAACAACUGAAACAAAAGAGACGAAAGAAGAUGAUAAAUCAAAUGAAUGGAAAAUCCCUUCCCAAACAGAGAAAAUCAAUGAUGUCAGUGAACUCAGAAGCUCUCCUUUUCCAGAUGAUACUCAAGCCUUGCCAACAAUCCGACCUCAAAUACCCAUUGCUAAACCAAAUUUUCCAAGAGUGGCUGUACCAUUUGUCAUUGCUAUGUGGGUGUUUGGCACAUGCAUCAUGAAAUUAAUGCUCAGUGGUUGGCCAAAACUUCUCACUGUAGUUCCUGAAUCCUGCUGUUUGAUCCUUACCGGUAUUUUUGUGGGGAUAAUCUUCUACAUAACAAACACUACUGUAUUGUCACCACUGUCGUCAACCAUCUUCUUCUUCUGUAUGUUGCCUCCCAUCAUAUUUGAUGCCGGCUUCUUUAUGCCGAACAGGCCAUUUUUCGACCACCUUGGCACUAUUCUCCUGUUUGCCGUCAUGGGAACUAUUUUUAACACCGUUUGCAUUGGUAUUAGUCUUUGGGCAUGCGGUUUGUCUGGUCUCUAUGGUUUCCAAAUCUCCCUUCUAGAAACCCUAAUUUUUUCAGCUCUUAUAUCUGCCGUCGAUCCUGUUGCAGUGUUGGCCGUUUUUGAGGAAAUUCACGUAGACAAAGUGCUCUACAUUAUCGUCUUUGGAGAGUCUUUGCUUAACGACGCUGUUACUGUGGUUCUCUAUAACAUGUGUGACUCUUACAUCUCUCUUGGGCCAGAGAACAUUGAAGCUAGUGACGUCUUAUCCGGUUUCGCCUCUUUCGUAGUCGUGGCUUUGGGCGGAACAAUGAUAGGCAUCUUUUGGGGCUUCUUGACCGGGUUUGUCACCAAGUAUACUCACCGUGUUCUCGUUAUCGAACCAAUUUUUAUUUUUAUUAUGAGCUAUGUAGCUUAUGUAAACGCAGAAGCGUUCCAAAUGUCCGGAAUUCUUUCAAUAAUGUUUUGUGGAAUAACCAUGAAGAAUUACGUUGCAGAGAACGUGUCAACUACGUCACUUACCACAGUUAAAUGUGGUUUGAAAGUGCUUAGCAAUGGUUCCGAAUCCAUUAUAUUCAUGUUUUUAGGCAUCAGUACCGUCAAUGAUUAUCACGAAUGGAACACUGCUUUCAUUGGACUUACUAUUUUUUUCUGUUCGCUGUACAGAGCUCUCGGCGUUGUGCUAUUGACAGAAAUCGCCAACUACUUCCGUCUUCAUCAGCUGAAUAGGGUGGAAAAAUUUGUCAUGUCUUACGGUGGGUUGCGUGGAGCAAUCGCUUUCGCUUUAGUCCUCCUCAUCGACCCGAAACGCAUCCCUCACCAACCGCUUUUUGUUACCGCAACAAUAUCUGUUGUCUUUUUCACGGUGUUUGUUCAGGGUAUCACUAUGAAACCGCUCGUAGAAUUUCUGAAAGUAAAACGCGAAGAAAAUCAAGAAAAAACAAUGAACGAACGUCUUCACGAAAAGAUGCUUGAUUAUACCAUGGCCGGAGUCGUCGAUAUUUUGAAUCAAUUGAGUAGUAAUAAAGUUCGCGAUAAAUUCAAACAGUUUGACUACGCCUACAUUCGUCCUUAUUUGAUUCGGGAAAAGAAACACCACGAACCCAAAAUCCUGGAAACAUACUCGAAGUUGACUAUGCAAGAUGCAGUAGAGUUUGCCCGUCGCAAUCCUUCUAGCUGGACCGUACAAGGCACAAAUUCUUUUGCCAGUUUUUUCAGGAACGAUACUACCGCAAAUUUUCUGCCUUCAAAUGAAGGUGAAAUCAACCUUGAUUUUGGAGAACUCAAUUUUAAACCAUCCACGAAGGAUCUCUGGGAUGCCGAGACUCAUCAUAUGCUUCCCGACGCCGUUUGCAUGUCCCAUCGAAGCAAAUGUGUCGCCGGGCAUUCAACCUCCUCGAGUUAUAUUUCGAGAAAUAAUUCUAAACGAAAGAGAGUUUCCGGAUCUGAAGCAGUUAAUAUUAAUAAACAUCGAGUGGAGAAACAGACUUCAUGCGAGGUACAGCAACACACACAACAUGAAAUGAGAAAUCGGCGACAAGGAGUUCCGGCAGUUGUGUUAGAUAAUGAAAGAGGACUAUCUUACGUUAAAAGCAAUAUUAAUGAAGUUAAAAAGGAAGAAAAAAUUGAAAUUGAUUACGAAGAAGAAGGAGGAAUUUCGUUCGUUGUUUAUCCACAAACUUAUGAAGAUUCCAAAUCUGUGGAGAUUUCAGCGGUUAUUGAAAUGCCUCUUCCCUGGAAAACAGACCUUGGUUCACCUCAACAAAGACCCAAGGAAUUCUUCCAUGACAUCUAAAAUUUCCUAGCGUAUACCCAUUUUAUUCCAUAUAUUAGUAAUAUAAAGUGAUAGAACUUUAGGCUACCGUGAAAAUAACGUGUUCUUCAAACCAACCUUAAAUAAAUUUUGCGUUACUUUU